CGCUUCCCCUCUGCACUCUCCCGUCCGCUCUGUGGCACGUAGACACUGCCCCCACAAGCCUCCGUCCGCAUCCCCUCCGCACUCUCCCAUCUGCUCUGUGGUAUGUAGAUGCCACCCCUGCGAGUCUCUGUUUGCAUCCCCUCCGCACUCUCCCGUCCGCUCUGUGGAUGGGACUCCCAGCUUCUGGAGACGGGGUUCCUGGGAAUCUUCCUGUGCCCGCUGUGGAGGCUGUCGAGGCUGCCCCAGCACACCCCCACAUCCCGGAUUGUCCUGUGGGGCUUCCGGUGGCUCAUCUUCAGGAUCAUGCUCGGAGCAGGCCUGAUCAAGAUCCAGGGGGACCGGUGCUGGCGAGACCUCACCUGCAUGGACUUCCACUAUGAGACCCAGCCGGUGCCCAAUCCUGUGGCAUACUACCUGCACCACUCGCCCUGGUGGCUCCACCGCUUCGAGACGCUCAGCAACCACUUCAUCGAGCUCCUGGUGCCCUUCUUCCUCUUCCUCGGCCGGCGGGCGUGCAUCAUCCACGGGCUGCUGCAGAUCCUGUUCCAGGGCGUCCUCAUCAUCAGCGGGAACCUCGGCUUCCUGAACUGGCUGACCAUGGUGCCCAGCCUGGCCUGCUUCGAUGACGCCACCCUGGGAUUCUUGUUCCCCUCUGGGCCGGGCAGCCUGAAGGACCAAGUUCUGCAGAUGCAGAGGGAAAUCCGAGGUGCCCGGCCCAAACCCAGAUUCGGCUCCGUGGUGCGGCGUGCAGCCAACGUCUCACUGGGCGUCCUACUGGCCUGGCUCAGCGUGCCCGUGGUCCUCAACUUGCUGAGCUCCAGGCAGGUCAUGAACACCCACUUCAACUCUCUUCACAUCGUCAACGCUUACGGGACCUUCAGAAGCAUCACCAGGGAGCGGAUUGAGGUGAUCCUGCAGGGCACAGCCAGUGCCAACGCCAGCGCCCCCGAUGCCGUGUGGGAGGACUACGAGUUCAAGUGCAAGCCAGGUGACCCCAGCAGACGGCCCUGCCUCAUGUCCCCAUACCACUACCGCCUGGACUGGCUGAUGUGUUUUGCGGCCUUCCAGACCUACGAGCAGAACGACUGGAUCCUCCACCUGGCUGGCAAGCUCCUGGCCAGCGACCCCGAGGCCUUGUCCCUGCUGGCACACAACCCCUUCGCGGGCAGGCCCCCGCCCAGGAUUGAGCAGCCCCCUGGAGGGAGUAGGAACAGAGCAGAGUCUGGACUGCCCACCCCUCCCCUGCACCAUCAGCCACCGAUUCUGAACGAAAACACAGCUCUGGAUUUUCCCUCCAAGAACACUCGGGAACCGGGACAGCUGCACCCUCUGGAGUUGCUCACAGCUGCCUGGAGGCCCCAGCCAAGGAGCUGGAGGGCGGGGACGGGAGGGGCGCCGAGGUCCACAGAGGCAGUGGAGCAGCUGGGCCCGAGUCUGGCAGCCCAGGCAGGGUGCUCCUGGCCAAGCGAUGCUUCCGGGGCUGCUUCCCCAGCACGGGUAUUACAGGGAGGUGGGGCAGAGGGGCGAUGGGGUCCCUCCUCGGGCCCGGCCUCAGGCAGUCCAGGGGAGUCUCCAUCCCAGAGCCUCUGGUGGGGUGGCCACCCUCCUAGCUGGCGCCCUCAGACAGGGCCACCUUCCUGUGAAUUAGCAUCAAGCCCCAUGUGACUUGCCUGCCAUGUGGCCACCAGCAGCCCUGGAACUCUGAGGCCUUGGAGCCUGGACAGGCAGCCGUUCACCUGGCUCACUGGGGACCAGGCCCCAGAGCUCGUCCUUCCAGGCUCAAUACGGGUCUUCUCUGUUACUGCCCCGUCUCAGCAGCCUUCAGAGCCCCCCAGCCCCCACCCCAGAUCGCGGCCUCCUGGGUGCCUGGGGACCCUGGAGCUGGCCUGGAGGAAGGUUUGCCAUCAUCAGGUCGUGACGGAAGCCUCUUCUGGUGAAGGGCACAGUCGGAUCGUCUUGUUUCUCCGCCAGGAGGUGUUGGGAAAAGUAAUCAUGUCAGAGCAGUUUCACGUCCAUCCAUGGGUCCCAAAGUCUACCUAAAAGGAUGGAUACUGUGAAAACCAAGUGUGAGAAGCAGUAACUAUGUUAUAUGAACCAGUAAUGAGUUAACAUUUAGGGAAAACAUUUAAAACAUCUGAAAUACUGAACAUCGCCACACAGCACAUCUCUCCCGUCUCCAUGAUACAUGUGUUUGGCAGCCGGAGCAGGUGGUACCAUGACAGGCCGUGGCCUAACCGUGGGCCUGCAUUCAGUUCAUUGACUUUAAAACUGGAAGAUGGAGAAGACACUUAUCCCUGUUCCUCCCACUAAGUGCAACCAAGAUCCCUGGACGUUACACAUGAAACAGGAAGACUGAAGGUGAGAGAGGAGCCACCAGCAGGGCCCCUGGACGUUACACAUGAAACAGGAAGACUGAAGGUGAGAGAGGAGCCACCAGCAGGGCCCUGGACGUUACACAUGAAACAGGAAGACUGAAGGUGAGAGAGGAGCCACCAGCAGGGCUCCCGGACGUCACACAUGAAACAGGAAGACUGAAGGUGAGAGAGGAGCCACCAGCAGGGCCCCCGGACGUCACACAUGAAACAGGAAGACUGAAGGUGAGAGAGGAGCCACCAGCAGGGCCCCUGGACGUCACACAUGAAACAGGAAGACUGAAGGUGAGAGAGGAGCCACCAGCAGGGCCCCUGGACGUCACACAUGAAACAGGAAGACUGAAGGUGAGAGAGGAGCCACCAGCAGGGCCCCUGGACGUCACACAUGAAACAGGAAGACUGAAGGUGAGAGAGGAGCCACCAGCAGGGCCCCUGGACGUCACACAUGAAACAGGAAGACUGAAGGUGAGAGAGGAGCCACCAGCAGGGCCCCUGGACGUUACACAUGAAACAGGAAGACUGAAGGUGAGAGAGGAGCCACCAGCAGGGCCCCUGGACGUUACACAUGAAACAGGAAGACUGAAGGUGAGAGAGGAGCCACCAGCAGGGCCCCUGGACGUUACACAUGAAACAGGAAGACUGAAGGUGAGAGAGGAGCCACCAGCAGGGCCCCUGGACGUCACACAUGAAACAGGAAGACUGAAGGUGAGAGAGGAGCCACCAGCAGGGCCCCUGGACGUUACACAUGAAACAGGAAGACUGAAGGUGAGAGAGGAGCCACCAGCAGGGCCCCUGGACGUCACACAUGAAACAGGAAGACUGAAGGUGAGAGAGGAGCCACCAGCAGGGCCCCUGGACGUUACACAUGAAACAGGAAGACUGAAGGUGAGAGAAGAGAGCCACCAGCAGGGCCCUCGGGACGGAGCCAUGGCCCCAAAAUGGCAGUGACUGCCUAGGCUUACUUUUGACCUCAUUUUCUAGACUUGGAGGUGAGGAAACUGGAAACCCAGUAAUGCCAGCAGAUACAGACAAGAAACACCUCAACAAAAAUCCGCUCUUUCUGGCUAAAGGGCCAGAAAAGAGCAGCCUAGCAAGACAGGAAAUUUACAGAAAAUAAUCACCACUCCAGGCAACACCACAGAAAAAGCCAUGGCCCCACCCACACCGGCAAGGUAUGGAGUAGGGAGCCUGGACUCUCCUCCACACAGCUUGCUGGGGUGCUACCAGAGGAGGCCAAGUAGGAAGCUGAGAUUUUCAUCCAAGUGGGCAGGAAGGACCCGCCGCUUCUGUGGUGUCAGCGGAGACCACCGGAGGAGCCUGGACUCCCCCAACCCCUGGCAGUACUGAAGGGCUCCUCCCCUCCAGAGUGGUAUUACGUAAUAACUAGCAGAAAGUCAGGACCUUCACCACCACCCAGCAGUGACUAGGCUACCCCCGCCAUAGGGUCAUGGAGGCCUAGUGCAGAGCCACAACUCCCACCCUACCCAGAAACAACAAGGAAUACCCCCAAUGCAUCCACUGGAGUUCUACCCCAACCUGGCAGGAGCAAGGCAAUACCCCCAUCUCUACCAGCAUGAGGUCAGAAGAAGUCAUCUAAAGCAGAAGGUUUAAAUAAGAUCCAAAAUCUCCUAAUACACCAAAGUCUUCAGUUUUCAAUGGAAAAAUUACUUGUCUCAGCAGGAAACAGGAAGACAUUGAACUGGUGAAAAAGGGCAGUCGACAGAUGAUAGCACCAAGAUGAGAGAGGUAUUAGAGUGACUUCACAGAGAUGUGGAUGCAGCCAUCGAAAACGCAUUCAGUAAGCAAUUAUGAACACAACUGAUAAAAAAUACAGCCUCGGCAAAGAAAUAGAUUUUUUAAAGAACCAAAUGAAAAAUUUAGAAGUGAAAAAUAUAACUGAUAUAAAACACUCAACAUCUGAAUGGCGAGGACAGAGGAAAGAAUCAAUAAACUUAAACAUAGAAAGUACCCAGUGGGAACAAGAGAGAGGACAUAGACGGGGAAAAACAGCAAGAGCCUCAGGGAUCUGUGGGACUGAGACUGUAACAAAAGAUCCAGAAUUCAUGUCAUCAAAGUCCUAGGAGGAAGAGAGAGUGAGCUUUAGGGCUGAAAAUGUACUUGGAGAAAUAAGAACUGAAAACUUCCCAAAUUUGGCAAAAGGGACAAACCUACUGAGUCAAUAAACUGAGUAAACCCUAAAUAGGAAAAACCCAAAGAAAUUCAAACCUAAACACAUCAAAGUCAAAUUUCUAAAAACCAGAGAUAAUAAAACAUUGCCAGCCUGGCCAACAUGGUGAAACCUCGUCUCUACAAAAAUAAAAAUUAGCGAGUAUGGUGCCACACGCCUGUAAUCCGAGUUACUCAGGAAGCUGAGCAGGAGAAUUGCUUGAACCUGGGAGGCAGAGCUUGCAGUGAGCCGAGAUCACACCAUUGCACUCCAGCCUGGGCAACAGAGCGAGACUCAGUCUCAAAAAAAAAGAAAAAAGAAAAAACAUGGGUAAAUACAAUAGACAUUCCUUCUCUUGAGUUCCAAUCAUGUUUGAUGGUUAAGCAAAGGCUAUAAAACUGUCUGAAGUAGUUCAAAGUUUAUGUAGAGGAAGUAGUUAAGAUAAUUAUAAAUGGAUGAGGGCAAACGGACAUAGAGGUGAGGUUUCUAUACUUAACUUGAAGUGGUAAAAUGACAUCAGUAGACUCUAAGUUACGUGCCAAGAACAGCCAGUAAAAAACAACCUAUAUUAAGAGAUACAUUGGAACACAGUAUUGACAAAUCAAAACGGAAUUCUAAAACACUUACAUAACCCAUAGGAAAGCAGGUUGGAAAACAAAGAAAUCAGAAACAGAACAGAUGAGAAGACGUAAAAUGAUCGACUUUAUAUUCAAUGUAAAUGGUCUAAAUAAGCCAAUUAAAAGAUAAAGACUGGCCAGGUGCAGUGGCUCACUCCUGUAAUGUCAGCACUUUGGGAGCUGAGGCAGGUGUAUCACUUGAACUCAGGAGUUCAAAAUCAGCCUGGCCAUCAUGGCAAAACCCUCUCUUUACUAAAAAUACAAAUAUUAGCCAGGCAUGGUAGUGCAUGCCUGUAAUCCCAGCUACUCGGGAGGCCGAGGCUACAGUGAGCCAAGACAUGUCACUGCACUCCAGCCUGGGCAACACAAGACCCUCUCUCAAAAAAAAAAAAAAAAAAAAGAUAGUAACUUAAAUAUAUGCAUAAUGAGCUUAUGCCCUGAUAAAUGCAGCAUAAGUUGAAAAUGUAAGUCAAAAAUGCGUUUAGUACACCUACCAAACAUCAGUCGUAGCUUAGCCUAGCCUGCCACCUUAAACAUGCUCAGAACACUUACAUUAGACUACACUGGGCAAAAUCAUCUAGCACAGGCCUGUUUUAUAAUACAGUGUUGAAUAUCUUAUGUAAUUUAUUGAAUACUGUAUGAAAGUGAAAACAGGAUAGUUGUCUGGGCACUCAAAGUGCGGUUUCUACCGAGGUGCAUAUCACUCACACCAUUGGAAAGCUGAAAAACUGUCAGUUGAACUCUCUUAAGUUAGGGACCAUCUGUAUAGGCAGGUUGAAAGUAAAUGGAUAGAAAAAAAUAUGUGAAUAUUAAUGAAAAUAAAGGAUUCAUUGUAUUAACCUGAAAGUAGACCUCAGUGCAAAAAUUAUCACAAAGACGGACAAUGAGAAAAGAAUCAACCCACCAAACAGACGUAGCAAUCCUAAGUGUGUGCACUAAGCACGGAUCUGCAAAACGUGAAGAAAAAAAAGAACUGAAAGGAGAGCUCAACAAAUCAACAAUUACGGCUGGAUGUUUCAACACCCUUCUCUUAACAGUUGAUAGAAUAACUAGAUGGAAAUUCAGCAAGAACAUAAAGGAGCAGCAUCAUCGACAGACAGGGCCUAAUGAUGUUUAUAGAAUAUGCCACCCAUUGCACUGAAUGACAUGUCACAUUUUCUGGGAUGUAGUUAAACUAGUGAUGAGAGAGAAAGCACCAAAUGCAUAACAUUAGAAAACAGACGUGAGAGGUUAGAAAAGAGGAAGGAUCUCAAAUCAAUAAUCUGACUUCAGCUGGGUGCCGUGGACGCACCUGUAGUCCCAGCUACUCAGGAGGCUGAGGUGGGAGGACUGUUUGAACCCAGGACGUUGAUGCCAGCCUCUUGCUAUCAGGCAACACAGGAAGACCCCGUCUCUUAAAAAAAAAAAAAAAAAAGAAUAAUCUAAGCCCAAGAUUACAUGAAUAACUAGGAAAAAAUUUAAAGCAAGGAGCAGUAAGAAAAUAAUAAAAAGCAGAAAAUGAAAUUGAAAACAAACAAUAGAGAAACUUAUUGAAACAAAGAGAUGGUUCUUUUAAAAGACCAAUAAAAUCAGCAACCCUCUAGUAAGAAUAACAAAAGGAGAAGAUACGAUUGCCAAUAUCAAAGAUGAAAAAAGGUUGGGUGUGGUGGCUCAUGCCUGAAAUCACCACACUUUGGGAGGCCAAGGCGGGUGGAUCACCUGAGCUCAGGAGUUCAAGACCAGCGUGGCCAACAUGGUGAAACCCGGUCUCUACUAAAAAUACAAAAACUUAGCUGGGCAUGGUGGCACGCACCUGUAAUCCCAGCUACUUGGGAGGCUGAAACACGAGAAUCACUCGAGCCAAGACUGCACCACUGCACUCCAGCCUGGGCGACACCACGAGACUCUGUCUCGAAACGAAAAAGAGAUAUCACUACAGACUCUGCAAUCUGAAAAGGAUAAUAAGGGAAUACGACAAACAUCUACAUACAUAAAUUUUAUAACUUGGAUGAAAUAGACCAAUUUCUCAAAAAACACAAACUACCACAACUCACCUGGUAUGAAAUAAUAAUUUAAAUAACCCUAUAACUAGAAAUUGAAUUUGUAAUUUUAAACUCCAAAAAGAAAUAUCCAGGCUCAGAUGGUUUCACUGGAGAAUUCUAAGAUUAAUUUCCCAGGAAAUAGAAGAGAAGGAAAAGCAUCAAUUUAUGUUUUGUUUAUUUAUUUAUUUAUUUAUUUGAGACAGGUUCUCACUCUGUCACCCAGGCUGGAGUGCAAUGGCACAAACAUGGCUCACUGCAGCCUCGACCUCCUGAGCUCAAAUUAUCCUCCCGCCUCAGCCUCCCGGGUAGCUGGGACCACAGGCCCACACCACCACGCCUCACUAAUUUUUUUAGUUUUUGUAGAGACAGGGUCUUGCCAUGGUGCCCUGGCUGGUCCCAACCUCCUGGGCUCAGGCAGUCCUCCCACCUCAAAGUGCUGGGAUUACAAGCGUGAGCCACUGUGCCCGGCCUUAAUUUCUUUUAUGAAGCUAGUGGUUCUCUGAUACCAAAACCAGACAAAGAUAAUACAAGAAAAUAGUAUUACAAGCCCAUAUACCUCAGUGAUACACAAAAGUUUUUAACAAAUAGACUGGGCACCGUGGCUCACGCCUGUAAUCACAACACUUUGGGAGGCCAAGGCGAGCGGAUCACCUGAGGUCAGGAGUUCAACACCAGCCUGGCCAACAUGGUGAAACCCCGUCUCUGCUAAAAACACAAAAAUUAGCCGGGCAUGGUGGCAGGUGCCUGUAAUCCCAGCUACUCGGGAGGUGGAGGUUGCAGUGAGUGGAGAUCGUGCCACUGCACUCCAGCCUGGGCAACAGAGUGAGACUCUGCCUCAAAAAAAAAAAAUUACUAAAUAGAAUUUGGCAAUAUAUAACAAAGAAUUCUACACCAUGACCAAGUAGGGAUUAUUCCAGGGAUAAAGGUUGGUUCUGUAUUUGAGAAUCAGUCGAUGUGAUCCACAUGUUACCAGCUAACGAAGAUAACUCACAUGAUCACAUCUGUCACUGUGGGGAAGGCACUUAACAAGUUUAACAUCUAUUCAUGAUUUAAACUUGGAAAAAUAGAGAAGAAGAGGAACUUCCUCAGCUGGAUAAAGAACAUCUGCACAAGCCCUGCAGCCAGCAUUCUCCUCGAGGGGAAGGAAUCACCCUUCACCCUUUCAGAUCCGAAACAAGAAAGGACGUCUGCUCUAACCAUCAGAUCCGGCACGGUGCUGGAAGCACUGGCCACUGCAGUAUGGCAGGACAAGGAAAGAAAAGGCAUGUCAAUCACAAAGGAAGAAACGAAACUGUGCCUGUUUACAGAUGACGUCGUUGUCUUUGUAGGAAAUCCCAAAGCAUCCACCAAAAACACGCCUAGAAUUAUUAAGUGAGGCCGGGCGCAGUGGCUUACACCUGCAAUCCCAGCACUGUGGGAGGCCAAGGCAGGCCAAUCACCUGAGGUCGGGAGUUCAAGACUAGCCUGACUAACAUGGAGAAACCCUGUCUCUACUAAAAAAAAAAUACAAAUUAGCCGGGCGUGGUGACGCAUGCCUGUAAUCCCAGCUACUCGGGAGGCUGAGGUAGGAGAAUUGCUUGAACCUGGGAGGCA
Molecule: messenger RNA, 8770 nt
Organism: Pongo pygmaeus (Bornean orangutan)
Lineage: Eukaryota; Metazoa; Chordata; Mammalia; Primates; Hominidae
Gene: LMF1
Product: lipase maturation factor 1
Exons: 9
Coding region: 109-1665 (518 amino acids)
Biological process (GO): protein maturation
Cellular component (GO): endoplasmic reticulum membrane
Source: RefSeq, a predicted model, not a curated record